UUUUUGACAUACAUGGUGUUUUUAUGGAGGCUAGGAUGUACACUGGCCCGUAACGCCGUAAAUUUGUUCUGCUCUGCUCUGAGUUGCCCAGUGGCAUAAGACUCCACCGUAUUAGCUACCAUUUCUCCCCUAUAUAACGAGUGGACUGCGAACGCAGCUGCUGGAGAUAUGAAACAACAGCUAGCAACAGAAAUUGACCUGAAAUCCAAUACUUCGCAAGCUAUGGUGCACCUUCGGGGCGCCGACGGGCCCAUCGAAUCGCCACAAUGGCCCAUGGAAGCCGCCGACAAGUGUCAGAAGUUUACUUCGCCGCAGCAACCACUUGUCUUCGACGCCGCGUUCAUGAGCCAACAAACAGAUAUACCUUCCCAAUUCGUAUGGCCUGAAGAGGAAACACCAAAGUCGGACGCACAGGAGGAGCUCUCCCUUCCCCUCAUCGACCUUGACAUGUUCUUCGCAGGCCGGCCCGAGGACGAGGCCGAGGUGGCACGGCUUGUAGGGGAGGCCUGCUCCACGCACGGGUUCUUCCAAGUUGUGAACCAUCGCAUCGAUCCCACGCUCCUAGCCGAUGCCCACCGAUGCGUUGAAGAGUUCUUCUCGAUGCCGCUAAGCGAUAAGCAGAAAGCGCAGAGGUAUCCCGGGGAGUGCUGCGGCUACGCUAGCAGCUUCACCGGCCGGUUUUCCUCCAAACUACCCUGGAAGGAAACCCUCUCCUUCCGUUUCUCUCCUUCUUCCCCCUCCAUCGUCCACAACUAUUUUGUCGGCAAACUCGGCCAAAAUUUUCGAGACUUCGGGGAAGUGUACCAAAACUACUGCGAGGCGAUGAACACACUGUCGCUGAAGAUAAUGGAAAUACUUGGAAUAAGCCUCGGCGUUGGCCGCGCACGCUUUCGUGACUUCUUCCAAGGCAACGAUUCGAUAAUGAGGCUCAACUAUUACCCGCCAUGCCAGAAGCCGGUGCUCACGCUGGGGACCGGACCGCACUGUGACCCGACCUCAUUAACUAUUCUCCACCAGGACGACGUCGGCGGCCUUCAGGUUUUCUCUGACGGCAAGUGGCGCACCGUCAGCCCCAAAACUAACUCCUUUAUCGUUAACAUAGGCGACACUUUCAUGGCACUGUCCAAUCAGAGAUACAAAAGCUGCCUUCACCGUGCGGUGGUAAACAGUCAGAAGCCGAGGAAAUCGCUGGCUUUCUUUCUCAGCCCGGAGAUGGAUAAGGUGGUGAGGCCACCGGGAGAGCUUGUUGACUCGAACAACCCGAGAGUUUAUCCGGACUUCACCUGGUCGGCCCUUCUUGAGUUCACUCAGAAGCAUUAUAGGUCCGAUAUGAACACCAUGGACGCAUUCUCCAAGUGGAUUCAGAAGGCCAUUAUAAACUAAAUUUUACGCUUUCUUUUCCCUUUUUUUUGUUUAUGUUUCUCCUUUUUAUUCACCAAUAUAUGGUGUCCGACUAGUUAUGAACUAGCAUCUAGAAGAUUGCAAAUAUAAAUAAAUAAAGAAAAUUUCUUGAUAGCUCGCAAAUUGUGCUCAUG
Molecule: messenger RNA, 1535 nt
Organism: Phalaenopsis equestris
Lineage: Eukaryota; Viridiplantae; Streptophyta; Magnoliopsida; Asparagales; Orchidaceae
Product: gibberellin 20 oxidase 1-D-like
Exons: 3
Coding region: 169-1383 (404 amino acids)
Biological process (GO): flower development; unidimensional cell growth; response to light stimulus
Molecular function (GO): gibberellin 20-oxidase activity
Source: RefSeq, a predicted model, not a curated record